This is a messenger RNA of Morone saxatilis (striped sea-bass), 1527 nucleotides long. Its product is annotated as protocadherin alpha-4-like. The annotation marks the transcript as partial. Gene Ontology annotation, molecular function: calcium ion binding. Gene Ontology annotation, cellular component: plasma membrane. The record is from RefSeq and is a predicted model, not a curated record. The transcript has a single exon. Gene Ontology annotation, biological process: homophilic cell-cell adhesion. Lineage: Eukaryota; Metazoa; Chordata; Actinopteri; Moronidae.
AUGCGUCGUCAACAAUAUAGAGAGGCCGUAUGGAUGUUGUGCGCCAUUCUUCUUUGUUUAUCUGACUGGUCUGCAGCUCAGAUUUCGUACUCCGUUUCCGAGGAGGUGGACAAAGGCACAGUGGUGGGGAAUCUCGUUAAGGAUUUAAACAUCAAUGCACAGCAGCUGGAGGAACGGGGCUUUCGGAUUGUAUCAGGAUACAGUAAGAAAUAUUUCGAGGCAAAUUUAAGGACAGGAGCUUUGUUUGUUAACGAAAGGAUAGACCGAGAAGAGCUUUGUCCGAAUUCACCUAAAUGUUCCUUAAAUAUAGAGGGACUAUUGAGCCACCCUAUGAAUAUUUAUCGCAUUGAGGUCAUCAUUAUUGACAUAAAUGAUAAUGCACCGUCAUUCCUCGAGCAAAUCCAUGUGUUUAAUAUCUCCGAGUCUUCUUCAUCUGGAGAGAGGUAUCCGCUCCCAAUAGCCCAAGAUGCAGACACAGGCAGCAAUUCAGUGAAAACAUACAAGUUAAGUCCCAACGAGCAUUUCUCCAUAGAUGUGAGUAGUGGAGAACACGGUGUGUCUGCUGAGUUAGUGCUGCAGAAAGCUUUAGACCGAGAGAAACAGCCGAUUAUUAAACUAACAUUAACCGCUGUAGACGGAGGAAAACCUGCAAAAUCUGGCACCAUGCAGAUCCUUGUGAAUGUGAUAGACGUUAACGAUAACACGCCUGCCUUUAGCAAGUCGCUUUAUAAAGUAAGAGUACGCGAAAAUGUACCAAUAAGUACAACAAUAUUGAAACUAAAUGCAACCGAUUUAGACGAAGGUCCACAUUCGGACAUCAGAUAUUCUUUAAUGAAAAGAGGAAAUGUGAACUCUGCUGGAAAAUUUACUGUCAUUCCUGAAAGCGGUGAAAUCAUUGUAAAUGCUAAAUUGGAUUACGAAGAAAGCAAUGCAUAUGAAUUAAGAGUACAAGCAACAGAUCAAGGCGCUUCCCCUCGCAGUGGUUAUUCUAAAGUGCUGGUAGAGGUUAUUGAUGUUAAUGAUAAUGCACCGGAAAUCUCUAUAACUUCACUCAUGAGUCCAGUAAAGGAAAGUGCGGAAAUUGGAACAGUUGUUGCUCUGGUGACUGUGACGGAUAAAGAUGGAGGGCAAAAUGGCCUUCUCAGUUGUAAAAUUAAAGACUCGGUCCCUUUCACAUUAAAGUCAAAUUACAAAAACUAUUACUCUUUGACAGUGGGCGGUCUCCUUGACAGAGAGAUUGUUUCAGAGUACAAUGUAACCAUUACUGCUACCGACGAGGGGAGUCCGCCUCUUUAUAGCACUGCUGUAAUCACCGUGCAGAUUUCUGAUAUUAAUGACAACACGCCCCGUUUCCCAGAAGCCAACAUUAAUAUUUACGUGAGAGAGAAUAGUAAAGUGGGAGAUAUUAUCACAAGGACAACUGCAGAGGAUGCAGAUGCAACUGAAAAUGCUAAAUUGACUUAUUCUUUAAUGGAUAAUUAUCCGAAAGAUUUUCCGAUUUCAACAUUUGUAAACAUCAACUCAGAG